UGCAGACACGUCCGACCCUUUUUCUUUGCUGUGGUGGUUGAAUCGAAGAGCUGACGGCGGCAGUCAGCCCUCAAGAGGUUUUCCUCCAGCGCAAGCGGGCCGACAGUUACAGGUACAUACGCGCAGACGGACAAACCUGGAGAUCGUAGGUGCCCUUGUUGUCCUGUAGAUGUUGCCGUCUCUACAGUUACCUCUUGAUAUACAUUUAGCACGUACGUAUCACCGAAGAGGCAGAACACAGUGUGGCGUCUCUCUCGCAGCAGGAGAGGUCGCUCGACUUCCGUGUCAAGACCAGAGAAAUGAUUCCCUCAGAUUGUUCGGCGUCCCGUUACCGAGCCACCCGUUCUGCCACAGCAGGGUAGAUGAAAUUUAGGCUUUUGGUCUCUUUCUAGGAGAGAAAAGUCCUCGGCCAGAUCGAGAAACCUGGCGAGAGGAGGCUUUUGAAGAAGGGUCUCCCGGGUUUCCACGGCAGUCUCUGCCCGACGAACUCGAGCAGUCUGGCACAUGCAUUUUUCUCCCGACUGUUCGCGGCGCUUGCCUCAUUCGUAGAAAACUCCCAAGAGGAAAGGAAGGAGAGACACCGCUCCCCACAAAAUAAUUUCGCACCUCAGAAAUGACCAUUUUGUCGGUUUUUCCACGGAAAACGUGGGGAAAGCCACUGGAUUUUUCACCAGGUUUGAUGGUCUCGACAUCUCUCAGCCUUUUUUUUUUCGGGCCAAACCACGAGACGUACCCGCAUUUACAUCAAGGUCUUCGUGUGAACUGUCGCACAUUGAGGUAGAGCUGCGCGCCACGUAUGACAUUUCUUUCUGCGAUUCGCCCGUCUUUUCCCCCUCCAGACUUUGUGUCUCUCUCUAGUUGUUCCUCCUCGCCUCUACUUCACCUCGACGGGGGUCUGUACAUGCACAUGCAUCUGAGGCUCCACGACCUUCCGCUGCGUUGUCUCUUCCUCUGUGUUUUCUGAACACGAAGAGGAAGCAGGUUCUGGACGUUCGGAAGGUCAAAGUACAUUCUUCCCGCGAAACUGGUUCCGCGACUCGAAUCUGUCAGCGUCCUGAGAGUCAGGAGCUUCACAAGAGAAGCCUCGGAGCACACCGUCUUCGACUGCUGUCGCACACCCGACACACAAGACGAAGUCAGCCGGCAGUCUAUAAAUCUACGUGUAUUUUCCGGGAACAGAUUGCAAUUUAUCGACGUCUUCUCAAUGGGUCAUGCGGGAAGUGGAAACAACUUCUCUUCCACAGAGUCAUUUGCGUGACACAAUGGCGUACCCGCAGCUGAAACAAAAGAGCCGACAGCGAGCCAGAGGCUGACCAAGCCUCAAGGUUGAUGAACCCAACUGCGACCUUCUCCCCGUCUCGCGCGUUCUUUUCUCGUCAGAUGGGCAGCGUCGGGAGUGGCUCUUUCCUGUUCUUCAUGCCGCCAUCUCGCCUUGUGUCUGAUCGGACCUUUCUCCCCAAGAACAUGCGGUCCACACCGCGCUUGCUUAGGAGAGUGCACCCCAGUCGUCGCCUCUCCUACGAUCCAUCGGUGGCUACCGGAGGCGUCCAUCUCUCUUUUUUUUUCGAAGACAACAGACAUGCUUUCGCCUCUUCGAGUGCCGUCCUCGCUCAGGGUCACAUUUCUCCCAUCCUUGCAACACCGUCCGACGCACGCAGAAGACUGGAAAGCCGCGAAUACCCUACAUCAACCUUUGUUUCGUCCACGACUUCUGCGAGAAGUCCCGCGGCUACACCCUCUUCGCGUCCACCCUGGGCAACUCUCUACUCGCGAGAGGCUGCCUCACGUCACCGGCUUCCUCUGAGGCAUGUCCCUCUUCAGACGCAACUCCGCUCUUUCUCGCCUUAUAGACGGAGAACGACUCGCACAGAUCCGCUCACCCGCUUUCCGCUCACCCGCCUGGGGACUCGCGUUUCACGUCCUCCUCUUCCGCGUCCCCAGGCGCAGAACUGGCCGAGACGGAGAGGACGCGAGCAGCAAGGAGGCUCGGGAAGGGCAGCGCACCCGUCUCCUGGACGUACACUCGGGUCAUUUGGGGAUCUUGCAGGAGUCGCCUGUGGUUUUCAGACGCCUCUGACCGCGACCAAAAGAGGCAAUGGAAGCACUGCAUCUUGCGUCCCAUCUUUAGGCACCAGUGUCUCGCGGCGCUUCGUGGCAGCAGCGCCUCGCGCUUCUCAGAGGAUAGGGACGCAUCAGGCGAAAGGCUAUGUCGAUGGCCAUGGAGAUAAGGGGAAGGACGGUCUGUCCUCUUCACGCAGGUGGGAGAGUCGCCGGCAUAAAACAGAACAAAAAACGUCUUCCGAUUCCUCUUCUUCCUCUUCUGCUUCACCUGUUUCCCCGCCUUCCAGGACGUCAGGUGUCUCCAUCGACUCUCCUGCCUCGGAGAAGGGCCAUGGCGCUUCCGCGUCGUCGUCUGAGUCCGCGCCUCUCUCUUCCACCGUCGCUGCUUCCCAGACUUCCCCGUCUUCGUCUUGGCAAAACUUUGCGUGGUUAGCUGACGAAGAUGUCUCACGCUCUAGGUUCGGUCGUCGCGUGAGUGGCAACUCCUCGCUAUCAUCCAACAGUCCGGGUGCCGAUUCAUCUCGCUUGAAUCUUGCCGACGGACUAUCUUCUUCAACCUGUCGAGCCGCGCGACCUGACCGUUCUGCUCAUGAACCUCCCGCGCCUCCUUUGGACUCUCUUUCGCCAUCUGCGUCUCUGUCCGCUGUUUGUCGUUCGUCGUCGUAUUCGUCUUCUUCUCCAUCUUCUUCGUCUGCGCCUUCUUCGUCUGCGCCUUCGUCGUCUGCGCCUUCGUCGUCUGCGGCUUCGUCGUCUGCGGCUUCUCUGGCGUCCACGGAUUCGAGUUUGAGCCGCGACCCUCAGUCUCCUCCUCUGCUUCAGAGGCUGCACUUCGCACCGCUGGAUGCGCGAAAAAGAAGCGGCACUCAACGGGCAGGCACCGAGCGUCUCGCAGGCGGUGGCACCCUUCCUGGGAGGCGAGAGCAGAAACGGCGGAGCGUGUCUGCGAGGAGAAACAGGAAGGACGAGACACCUGUGGAAGGCAGGCAAGGUCGCGGACAAGGAAACAAGCUGGACGAAGAAGGGAUAUCCAAAUGGAGAGGAGGAAAGCCGGAAGAGGCCCGGGCGCUGCAGAGAGAGAGAUGGAUUCGCGAUCUGCUCCUUAGUCGCCCCUCAGAGAGUCGGACGGCGGUCCAGCAAGAGCUGCUUGCGCUGCUUCUCCAUCGCGAGAAGCUGAGAACGCGAGAGAAAGAAAACGCAGACCGGCGUCGACUUAAGGAUCGCAGGGUCAGUCCACACUCUAAGGCGAACCAUACACCGUUUGUUUUCCAAAAUCUACGACGCAACUCUUUCCUCGCACCCCCGCUACUUCACGGAUCCAGGGGACUGUCGCUUCUCUUCAAUGCUCUUCGGGCAUCUCCUUCUUCCUCCGCUUCAUCUGUCUCUGCUUCUUCUUCCUGGAGAUCGUCUUGGACUUCUGAGAAGAGCCAGCAGGGAGGCGACGGAGAGCAGAAGGCGUCCGGAGUCGCCGCGGAGCCGCCCGUCAGCGUCAGGGACAUGGGGGACAGUCACAAAGGCCCCGAGGAUACAGCGACGGCGCACGCAAAGGCUCAAAUUGCCCACGAGGUGCUCCGAGAUCUGCUUUACCAUCUACCACACUUCUCGACCAGUCACAUCGUCACAGUGCUUCGACUGGUGUCUGCUUCUCUUCCUGGUUCUUGGCUCGCCUUCCGCCCAGCGGCGCCUUCCCAGGCGCCUCUUUCGACUGCUGAAGCAUUUCUCAGCGACCCUCUGGACUUUGCCUGCAUGCCCCUGGGAGAGUUGCGUCUCGAGCUUCUCGCGGUGCUUUCCCGGUGCGUCUCUCUGUCUUGGCUUGCACGCUUCUCCGGCGAUGAGUUUAUCGGCCUCUUGGCCUUCACGCAGGUCGUCGCGGCUCCCUCGUCUUCGCCGCUGUCUCCUCGCGCCGGCGUAGGUGCCCGCGGCGGAGGGCGGCCGGACGACGGAGACACUUCGGACGAGGCGGUGAGGGGGCAUGGAGACACGGGGGGACGAAGGCGCGUGGAAUCGAGGCCGGAAGCAGAGCAGGAGCCUUGCCUCUCUCGACAGCGAGGAAGCAGUCCAGGAGAAGAAGAGUGGGGGACGGAGCGAACGCGGGGCCGACCGUCUACUGAAAUGAGGAGAAACACAACGAGGACGUCGACGUUUGGCUGUAGACGCGAUGAAGAGAGUGCGAUGAAGCAGCGACUCCGAGAGAGUCCAGACUUCUUUGCCCUCCUUCAACGCCUCUCUGUUGCUCUGCCGUCGAAGAUAGCCUCCUUCUCAUCGCUCCCCGAACUUGCCGUUGUCGCCCAGAAUCUAAGUCGUCUUCAGGCUCUUGACGCCCUCACUCUGCUUUCCCUGGGCGACCGGGCCGGUCACCUUCUGUAUGCGCGGAGAGUGGGGACACAGAGACAGCCAACAUUCGCUGCAGACUCACCAGGUGACUCGUCAGGUUCUCCAUGUGAUGAAGCCACUGGAUCUGCAGUUGCCGAGCCUCCCUGGGUGGCGAAAGAGUCUCUGCUGAAGAAUCGCGGCGAAGGCGAGCGAGACAAACAGACAGGAGGAGAAACAGAAGGAGACGAUGAUUCAGCUGCUUCGCUGGACUGUCUGCUCAAAGACGUCAAAAGCGCGGCUGUCCUAUGCAAACUUAUGGGGAAGCUGGGGUCGGUUUCUCCGCGGUUUCAGCGGGAGCUGUUCCUUUGGGUCGCCACCCUUCCAGGCCGUUUUUCGGAGGCAGGUGGGGACGCGAAAACGCAUGAGUCCCCUUCGCGCUUCCAACAGGAGAAACUUCGCCAAAACGAGUGGACGGUCGCCUCUGCUCCAGAGCCUGUACAUGUUCACGCGAGCGCGUUCUUCCGACACUCUGCUGCGUUCUUGCCGGCUUUUUCGUCGUGCCUAGUGCACAGCCUCUGCGCGGAGAGGUCACCGACGCGAGGAGCGAAGUUGACAGAGGGCGUCUAUCAACCUUCUGACCGAGCACGGAUGCAGGCGAAGACAGAGACAGGUGACUACUCCACAUGCAUGUCGGGGCGCUGGAGCUCUGAGGAGGCUGAGGCCAGCGGGGAAGCCAUUGUGGGCAGGCCAGCGAGAGAGGCCUUCCUCCGUCUUGUCAGUUGCGGCCUCCCGUACCUUGAUUCUCCCGCGCAAGUCGUAGGAGUCCUCCGAGCCUUGGCCCGAGUGGCUCGGAUAGAGGCCUUGAAGGACCCCCUGCAGGAGAAGGCAAGAAUCGCCCAAGGUGAGGAGCGACAAAGGCAGGACGCGCCCACCCAACGCGGCAACGAGAGGGAUGGCACACGAGAUUUAGAAAAUCUUUCGGCGUCCCCCUCGCGUUCUUUUGAGGCUGCAGGUACGACAGUGUCGCUGCAGUCUGGUUGCCGGCCUAACAGCGUUGUGACCGUCGUGCAAAAGACCCAACUGAAGGCGCUGCUUCACCUGCGUUCGCUGCUGCUCACUGGAACCUCUGACUCCGACCUGCGUUCGGUUCUGUCGCCUUGUCCUCUACUCUCUGCAUACGCGCAAAGUAUUGAGGCGGCCCUGGAAGACCUUGAAGCCGCCGCGGGGACUUCGACCCGAGAGGGCGGAAACAAGCCGAUACGCCUUGCAGUUCGAGCUCCCGAUCUCUCGCUUCUACGACCUCUUCUUCUGGCGCUCUGCGAGACUGCAGAAGCGACGCGCGAGACAUACGCGCGAGUGACUCUCGGGGGAACUGCAGAGACCGGAAGAACGUUUCACGACGAAUCAAAGGCUGCACUCGAAAGAGAAGGAAAAGGAAGUGAGACAUACGCCGAAAACCUAGCGACAGCGGCACAAGAGAGGGAGACUCGCGCCGACUACUUCGAGAAGGCGCGGCUCGCUGGGAAGGCCGACGACCCUCCGGCUUCUGACCAGUCGUUCAGUGGAGACAUUUCCUUCCUUAUUGCUCUCUUGCUUUACCAGGUUUUUGUGGUGUCUCCGUUUCCGCGUCAAAUACAAGGAGCACAUACAUCGCUGCUUCCCUGGCUUCGCGCGCGACCACAGGACCUUCAGUGGAGUUUCCCCCUGGCGCUCCGCUGCGUGGCGGGUGCUUUGUCUCUCGUCGAGGUUUCUCAGGCACAGCAGGCGAGUCUUGCAUCGUCUCGGUGUUUCAGUCUCGAUGAAACUAAAGGUGGAGGAGCGACUCGUACCCCACACUCGACACCGGAAAGGACGGAAGCACACAGAGGUCUCAACAGCAGGCAGGAGGUGUCUCCGAAUCCCGCGUUGACCUCGGGAGCUCGUUUUUGGGCUUCCCGUGUAUGGCUUCUGUCAGCCAUAGACAUCGUUCUCGAUCCGUCUCUUUCUUCACUCUUUCUUCUUCGUUUCCGGGAUUCUCACCCCUCUCGCCAGACCACAGGCCAGACUGCGACUUUGCUUCUGUCGCUUCUGCGAUCCCGCCAAGACGUUUCUGCCUCGCCUUGUGAACCAAGCGUCUCUGAGGCUCAGUCGCAGACGCGCCAGAAGGCCUCCACCCCGCAGGCGCAUGCAGCGAGGCCAGAUGGCCUCGAAACAUUAAAUGAAGAAACAUUGAGUGAAGACAGAGAAGAGAGGAGGCGAGCAGCUGAGACAGAGUUUGACCGCCUGGUGACUCAGGUGUGCAGUAGACUCGCGAGCCUGGCCACAGCUCUGCGAACUUGAGAGCUCAAGGGAAGAACAUGACAGAGUGACCCGCAGGACAUGCGUUUCGAGUUUGGGCUCUAAAUCGUGUCACCGGCUUUCUCUAGAACAUGUGAGAGUGUUGGCUGAUUUUCCUGAUUUCUGGCGUUGCUUUCGAUGUGGAAGUUUUCGUUCUGUUGCUGCAUAAAUCGCAUUCACGCAGCUUCUCUCAUGGUUCUGGACGGCUCGUUCUUUGUUCCAAUUGCGGCUUCUCUUGCCUUCUUUCUCGCUGGGUUUCCUUCACUGGUGGACCCCGCGCAGCGAGGCUUCCGCUGGCUCUCCUAAGCCUCUUUCCUAGGUUCAUUUUCUCUCUUGGCGGUUCGCACUUUGGCAUCGCUUCGCAACUUUGAACUUUGUUUGUCGCCUCAACGGCUCUGGGCGACAUCGUGUCUCAAACAGGCCAGUGCCCUGCCUGGCCCUUUGCAUGCAAACGAAUCCACCUGCAGUGAACCUUGCGGAGGCUGCGGCCGGUUCGUCCCCCCAUCGCGGAUGAAAAAGCGAGUAGCUGGAGCUCACAGAAACGAUAAACCACACGUUUGCUGCCGGCAGAACCAGCAUCCAGGAGCGUCCGAGUUGCUCGUUUAUACGCGUUCAGCUUUUCACACAUACAUUCCAUACGCAUGUCCACUCAUG
This is a messenger RNA of Toxoplasma gondii ME49, 7341 nucleotides long. RefSeq lists its product as hypothetical. NCBI's taxonomy places the organism in Eukaryota, Apicomplexa, Conoidasida, Eucoccidiorida, Sarcocystidae. The record is from RefSeq and is a predicted model, not a curated record. The coding region runs from base 1330 to 6690 and encodes 1786 amino acids. The transcript has a single exon.